AUCGAUGCUACCACUUUCUGACCCCCGCCAAAGGCUCUCCAGUUGGUUUAUGUAGCCACUGGUGCCGUAGGCCAAUCAGGCAUCAAUGCUUCUGAAAGUCGGCCUUGGCCGGUGACGAUUUGCCGACGACUUGACUUCAUUCAGCCGUUCAACGCCCAGAUUGGCAACCAGGUUGAAACCUCCAGCUUCCGCAAACCGAUCGUGUCCCUCGUCAACGUCCGUCACGGCUCGAAAUCACAAUAUCGCAAGUAUAACUUCGUCCACGAGGCGCAGGCUUUAUUUUCUCUUAUUCCAAGGUCCGGUGUCCUUCAAUGCAUGGCGUCUGGCAACAAUAGCGAAUAGCUCGCUCACCCUCCGUAUUCCUCACCCGCCAGCUCCCGCAACACACACCUUCUACGAUGUCUCUCACGGAGUCUUUCAUGAUUCCAGACGUAUCUGUCUUGGAUAAUGACGAUCUCGACUCUUUGCCUUCCACAUCGACUGACUCCUACAACUCCGACGAUGCCGAUUUCGAUGCACAACAGGAAUGGGAACGGAGCAUAGAACAGCUACAACUGCUUCUCACCAUGAUCUUGGUACCAUUUGCGGGCAAAUAUCUGGGUCGAAAAUUUGCAUAUUGGAGUUGGGCGCGAUAUAUGGAAUGGAUGCACGACGUCGAAAUACGCUGGACAAACGAGAAGAAAUUCAAGGUCGCCGGGGCUGCUGAGGUUGCGGCAACACUUUGAUAAAUGACGAUGCAAGGAUUUGCCUACGAUGAGUGCAGGCAGUACAUAGGGGUUUGGCUGCCGUCGAAAUCUCUAUAGACGGUGCAGUACACUGGUCCCGGUGAACAUAGAAGGGCGGAUAUCUCGCAUAAUGGUUGUUCCAGAAAUCGAGACAACAUUUUGAGCAUCGGGAAUUACAACAUCACAUCUGUCAUCUUUCCAAUAACUCUAGAGAAUUGGGUAGGUCAGAUCUCAAAUUCGUGAGUGCUUUGAAGUUUAUCGAACGUUUGGCUAUACCGGUGCACAGACUCUCCUCGGCUUGACGAAACGCGUCUCAUGUUUCCAAAGAAGCAUAGGAACGUUUGGCAUGGCAAUAAAAUAACUCUAUGCCCAUCUCUCUUUGCUACAAUAUGUAUCCUUGAG
Molecule: messenger RNA, 1127 nt
Organism: Pseudomassariella vexata
Lineage: Eukaryota; Fungi; Ascomycota; Sordariomycetes; Amphisphaeriales; Pseudomassariaceae
Exons: 2
Coding region: 399-725 (108 amino acids)
Biological process (GO): protein insertion into mitochondrial outer membrane; mitochondrial outer membrane translocase complex assembly
Cellular component (GO): mitochondrial outer membrane
Source: RefSeq, a predicted model, not a curated record